Molecule: messenger RNA, 2457 nt
Organism: Phascolarctos cinereus (koala)
Lineage: Eukaryota; Metazoa; Chordata; Mammalia; Diprotodontia; Phascolarctidae
Gene: CYP27C1
Product: cytochrome P450 family 27 subfamily C member 1
Biological process (GO): cholesterol metabolic process; glucocorticoid biosynthetic process; cortisol metabolic process
Cellular component (GO): mitochondrial inner membrane
Molecular function (GO): monooxygenase activity; oxidoreductase activity, acting on paired donors, with incorporation or reduction of molecular oxygen; heme binding
Source: RefSeq, a predicted model, not a curated record
GGGAGCCUUUAAUAAUGGUCUGUGUAAACUGAUGCCCAAGCAGUAAGAGUUUGAAGAAGAGCUGCUUGUACAAGUUAAAACCGAGGAAAGAGCAACCAAAAAGAGAACAGCCACUGAAACAAAACUUUAAAUAAGUAGAAUUUCUUAAAAUGGCUCUCUUUACCAAGAUCUUGAAAGCCCACUACAAGCCAGCGUUAAUGCCUGAAAGGAACGGGAUUUUUGAUCGCCUCGUUUUUGUCAGCAGGUUUCACCAGCUGCCCAAACUUUCUGGCAGCCAGAACUUGGAGGUACGGAAUAAUGCUGCAGGAACAGGAGCUGAGGACAAAGAAGAGGAGGAGAUGGUGGCGGCAGGGGUAGGGGAGGUACGGACGGUCAUCCCGCAGCAACAUCAUCCAAAGGUGAAGACCCUGGAGGAAAUGCCAGGACCCAACACCCUGGCUAACCUGGUGGAAUUCUUCUGGAAGGAUGGCUUUAGCCGUAUCCACGAGAUCCAGCAAAAACACACAUUGGAAUAUGGAAAAAUCUUCAAGUCUCACUUUGGUCCUCAAUUUGUAGUAUCUAUUGCAGACAGAGACAUGGUGGCUCAGGUUCUCCGAGCAGAGGGAACCACUCCGCAGAGAGCCAAUAUGGAGUCCUGGCAAGAAUAUAGGGACUUACGAGGAAGGUCUACGGGGCUUAUUUCUGCGGAAGGCGAGCAGUGGCUAAAGAUGAGAAGCAUAUUGAGACAAAAAAUUUUGAAACCCAAAGAUGUGGCUAUUUUUUCUGGAGAAGUCAACCAAGUUAUUGCUGAUUUGAUUAAAAGAAUUUACAUCCUCAAGAGCCAGGAAGCAGAUGGAGAAACUGUGACUAAUGUUAAUAAUCUUUUCUUCAAAUACUCAAUGGAAGGAGUGGCUACUAUUCUUUAUGAAUGUCGUUUGGGCUGCCUGGAAAACAAUGUUCCCCAGCUGACUGUGGAAUACAUCGAAGCAUUGGAGUUGAUGUUUAGUAUGUUUAAGACCACCAUGUAUGCAGGAGCUAUUCCCAAAUGGCUUCGCCCAUUUAUCCCUAAACCCUGGAAAGAAUUCUGCAGAUCCUGGGAUGGACUCUUCAAAUUUAGUCAGAUUCAUGUUGACAAUAAGUUGAAGGAUAUUCAGUCCCAACUGGAUAGAGGAGAAAGCAUAAAAGGAGGACUACUUACACACCUCUUAAUUAGCAAAGAGCUAACAUUAGAAGAGAUCUAUGCCAACAUGACUGAAAUGCUCCUGGCUGGAGUUGACACAACUUCUUUCACUUUGUCCUGGGCUGCAUACCUAUUAGCAAAACAUCCUGAAGUUCAGCAAUCAGUAUAUCACGAGAUCAUUAAGAACUUGGGAAAGAAACAUGUUCCAACCGCAGAGGAUAUACCUAGAGUACCACUGAUCAGAGCUCUGCUCAAGGAAACACUAAGGUUAUUUCCAGUUUUACCAGGAAACGGUAGAAUAACUCAAGAAGAUUUGAUUAUUGGAGGAUAUCUAAUUCCAAAAGGAACUCAACUGGCUCUAUGUCAUUAUGCUACAUCUUAUGAAGAAGAAAAUUUUCCAGUGGCAAAGGAAUUCAAACCCGAGCGCUGGCUGAGGAAAGGAAAUAUGGACAGAGUAGACAACUUUGGUUCUAUUCCCUUUGGUUAUGGCCUCCGCAGCUGUAUAGGAAGGAGAAUUGCAGAGCUAGAAAUUCACCUUGUAAUGAUACAGUUGCUUCAACAUUUUGAGAUCAAAUCUUCUCCUCUAACUAAAACAGUUCACGCAAAAACCCACGGGCUUCUGACACCUGGAGAGUCCAUCAAUGUGCGAUUUGUUACCCGAAAAUGAGACUUGCUGUUUUUAGGAUGGCUUUAGCAGAUCCAGCAUGGAAACUGGCUUAUGUCUCCCUGAUGUAGGCCAAAGGCUCUUUUGUGCCGCUGAUCACCUGUGGAGAAUAAGUAAAAGGAUCAUUUCCAGAGAUUGCUUGAUUAUAGAAAGACCUACAACUUUCUAUUCUUUGCACAAAAGAGAACUACAAAUCUUUAUAUGGUGUGAUGUAAAAGAAAAUUUAUAUUUUACCUUUUCAAAGAAGCUCUUUUUUCUUUGUUGAAACAUCUGUUGCUGGCAAUAGGUGUUUAAGAACCAGUGGCAUUGAAUGUGGAUGUCACCUAUAUUGUCUUCCUUUUUAGUAUGCAAGAGUAUUUAAUUAACAGUAAUAUUUGGUCAAAGAAAUGUUGGUUAUACUUGUAUUUGCACAUUCAUUUCUCAAAUGGAAAAUACAGAGUAUGUAAACUAACACUGACCAAGAACUAUAUAUUAGCAGGAAAUUUCCGUUUCUUUUUUUUUCCAAUUUGAAGUGGAGGUGUUGGGUGCUAAUUUGUAACAAUAUAAGUUGGAGAACAAAAAGUCAAAUAUUAUCAUUAUAUCUUCAAGUUCCGGUUUUGAUAUCUCUAAAUAAAUUUGUAAAGCUGAAAAAAAC